UUUUUAGGUCAUUAGUAAGGAUGGACUAACCCUAAAAACUCUACACCUCUUCCUCCAACUCCACCACGCCACCGCCACCGACUGCUGCUCCUCCAUCACAGACAAACACUCGAAGUCGGUACUGCAACUGCUGCUGACUAAUUUCACUGUGGGCUGUGGGUUGUUCGAAUCCAAUCAAAGAAUCCCUAAAAAUCGAAAUUUUUGAUUUUGUUUAAGAGGGUUGAUUCUCGACCUUCAAUCAAUCAAUCAAUCAAUCAUGGGUUUGACUCGAGAUUCUCUUCCCGACUCUGAAAACACUACUAACAUCAUGAACAAGCAGUCUUUAACCGCUCCUAUAAAAUCAACUGUUGAUAAAUAUCAACUCAUUCCUGAGUUUCUCAAGACAAGAGGGUUAGUGAAGGAACAUUUGGAUUCUUACAACUACUUUGUGACAACGGGGAUUAAGAAGAUUGUUCAAGUUAACCACGAAAUUCGAUCUUCCGUGGAUACCGGCAUUUACCUCAAGUUUAAAGAUGUCAAAAUUGGUGAACCAUCCUUUGUGGCGGACGGUGUCGCAGAAAAGAUCAACCCUCAUCAGUGCAGGCUGUCAAAUCUGACGUAUGCAGCACCUAUAGAAGUUCAUAUAGAGUAUGUUACAGAGAGUGGUGGUGAAAAGGAAAGACGCGAGAAGAAAGAUGUAGUUAUAGGAAAAAUGCCAGUAAUGUUACGGAGUCGUUGUUGUGUUCUAAAUGGGAAGGAUGAGACUGAGUUAGCUAAACUUGGUGAAUGCCCACUUGAUCCUGGGGGGUAUUUUAUUGUGAAGGGAACUGAAAAGGUGAUUAUGAUUCAAGAGCAACUUUCAAAUAACAGGAUAAUCAUUGAAAUCGAUAAGAAGGGAAAUUUGGUUGCAUCUGUUACAAGUAGCACUGCAACAUUAAGGAGCAAAACUGUCAUAGUGAUGGAAAAAGAGAAGAUAUAUCUACAGCUUAAUCAAUUUCAGACAAAGGUUCCUAUCAUGGUGGUGAUGAAGGCUAUGGGAAUGCAAAGUGACCAAGAAGUUGUGCAGAUGAUUGGAAGAGAUCCACGUUAUGGUUCUCUACUCUUGCCUUCUAUUGAGGAAUGUGCCAAAUCUGGUGUAGAAACACAACAGCAGGCGCUUGAAUAUCUCGAAAAAAAGGUCAAAAAACCACAAUUUGCUUUUGGUCUACCAGAAAAGGAAAAUAGAGCUUUGUUGAUACUUCGGGAUGUAUUUAUUGCGCAUGUUCCGGUGCGUAAUAACAACUUUCGUGCCAAGUGUUUAUAUGCUGGUGUGAUGUUGAGGCGCAUGUUAGAAGCUUUCUUAAAUAAAGCUGCAGUAGAUGACAAGGAUUAUGUGGGGAAUAAGCGGUUUGAACUCUCUGGACAGUUACUCUCUCUUCUUUUUGAGGACUUGUUUAAGACGAUGCAAACAGAAGUCAGAAAAAAGGUGGAUGCAAUAUUAAUUAAAAAAAGCAGGUCAAGCAGAUUUGAUUUUUCCCAGCAUAUACUUAAUAAUAAUACCAUUAGCUUUGGUUUAGAAAGAGCUAUUUCAACGGGAAACUGGUAUGCUAAGCGGUUCAGGGUGGAUCGGAAAGGUGUAACACAGGUGCUCGCUAGGCUGUCUUACAUUCAGGCACUAGGUUUUCUUACAAAAAUUCAACCACAAUUUGAGAAGUCGAGGAAAGUUAGUGGACCACGUGCUUUGCAACCAAGCCAGUGGGGAAUGCUCUGCCCGUGUGAUACACCUGAAGGUGAAUCUUGUGGAUUGGUAAAGAAUUUGGCAUUGAUGGCUCAUGUUACUACUGAUGAAGAGGAAGGCCCACUAAUAUCUUUGUGUUGCAGUUUAGGUGUUGAAGACCUGGAGUUACUCUCUGGGGAAGAACUGCACUCGUCAAAUUCAUUUCUUGUGAUAAUGAAUGGACUUAUUCUUGGAAAGCAUAGAAGGCCAAAGAAAUUUGCCAACACUUUGAGAAGAUUGCGGCGUUGUGGAAAGAUUGGCGAGUUUGUCAGUGUUUAUGAGAACGAAAAGCAGUGUUGUGUGUAUAUUGCGUCGGAUGGAGGUCGUGUCUGCCGCCCUCUUGUAAUAGCUGAUAAAGGUAUAUCAAGGAUCAAAGAACAUCACAUGAAGGAGUUGCGGGAUGGAGUUCGAACCUUUGAUGACUUUUUGCGUGAGGGAUUGAUCGAGUAUCUUGAUGUCAAUGAGGAAAACAAUACCUUGAUUGCAUUGUACGAAGAUGAAGCCGUACCAGAAACAACUCAUAUCGAAAUAGAGCCUUUUACAAUCUUGGGUGUUAUUGCUGGCUUAAUCCCUUAUCCCCAUCACAAUCAGUCACCCAGAAAUACAUAUCAGUGUGCUAUGGGAAAACAGGCAAUGGGGAAUAUUGCUUACAAUCAGCUUUUCCGGAUGGACACAUUACUAUAUCUCUUAGUAUAUCCUCAAAGGCCUUUGCUAACAACAAAAACAAUUGAAUUGGUGAAGUAUGACAAUCUUGGAGCUGGACAGAAUGCUACUGUUGCAGUUAUGAGCUACAGUGGAUAUGAUAUAGAGGAUGCUAUCGUUAUGAAUAAAGCUUCAUUGGAUCGUGGUUUUGGACGUUGUAUAGUGAUGAAAAAAAAGAGUGGGAUUAUGCAGAGGUAUGAGAAUAAUACAUCUGACAGAAUCCUUCCACCAAAAAAAGAAGGGUAUUUCGCCGAAAAAAUGCAGGCAUUGGAUGAUGAUGGUAUUGCUGCUCCAGGGCAAAUUGUUCGACAAGAUGACAUUUUGAUAAACAAACAAACACCAAUGGUUACGAGGGGAUCAAUGGCAAGAGAGAUACCAGAUAGUCAGUAUAGACCCACACCCUUCAAACAAAGCGGACUUGCUGGAGAUAAUUCAGUGGUAGAUCGAGUGGCACUCUUUUCUGACAAGAAUGACAAUAUGUGCAUAAACUUCAUCAUUCGUCAAACUCGCCGUCCUGAGGUUGGCGAUAAGUUUAGCAGCAGACAUGGACAGAAAGGUGUAUGUGGUACCAUUGUUCAACAGGAAGAUCUUGUAUUCUCUGAGCGUGGCAUCUGCCCUGAUCUGAUUAUGAAUCCUCAUGGGUUUCCAAGUCGUAUGACUGUUGGCAAGAUGAUAGAACUUCUGGGAGGAAAAGCUGGAGUAUCAUGCGGAAGAUUUCAUUAUGGAAGUGCCUUUGGAGAAAAAAGUGGUCAUGCCGACAAAGUUGAGACUAUAAGUGAGACCUUAGUGCAGCAUGGAUUCAGCUACAAUGGAAAGGAUUUUCUCUAUUCAGGCAUAACUGGAGAACCCCUGCAAGCAUACAUAUUUAUGGGGCCAAUUUACUAUCAGAAAUUAAAACACAUGGUCUUAGAUAAAAUGCAUGCACGAGGCUUCGGUCCUCGUGCUAUCUUAACUAGGCAGCCAACUGAGGGAAGGGCUCGAAAUGGAGGACUCAGGGUUGGAGAAAUGGAGCGUGAUUGUUUGAUAGCUUAUGGUGCUAGCAAUUUGAUAUAUGAGCGCCUAAUGGUUUCAAGUGACCCCUUUCAAGUUCAGGUUUGUAGAUUGUGCGGACUGUUGGGAUAUUACAAUCAUAAACUGAAAGCUGGUAUUUGUAGUUUUUGUAAAAAUGGAGACAACAUAUCCACCUUGAAAUUGCCGUAUGCUUGCAAGCUCCUGUUUCAGGAACUCCAAUCGAUGAACAUUGUUCCACGUUUGAAGUUAGCUGAUGCUUGAUUCAUUCGAGGUUUGGUUUGUGUGAUAACGGACGAUGCAAUAUUGGUGUGAUAUCGCCAUGGAAGGGUACUUCGAUUUUGUUAUUAGUCGUGGGACUCCCAACUUGUGCAUCAACUUGAGUUUUGGGAGAUUGGGUUCAUUACCGAGAGGAAGAACAUAGCAAGGACAUCAGUAAAAUAAUGAUAUGUCUCGAUCUCUCCGAAAAAGUAACCAUAUUCAAAUGAAUGAUAAAUUUUUGUGGAAUUUGGUCGAUUUUAGGUUCCUUUUUUGAACAUUGUUAUCUUGAUCUUGGAAAAAUUCAAUACCUUUCUCUUUUAGGAAAUCUUGAUAGGUUUUUUAUUGUUCACCCUAAAACAGGGAUGUGACAUGGUACGUGGGCUACAUUGUGGAUCACAAUAUAAAUUUAUUUAUUUUUAUUAUUUCUUUCCCAAAAUGGUCUUUUUGUGUUGAUUAUUUUAGGUGAUUGUGAGUCUGUGACACUCUCUUGGCCUACUGUGUGUCGUGUCAUGUUGUCCAUAUAUUAGGCCUAGCCUUGAUCAAAUCAUCGUAAUUGUCUCAUUAGCCUCUUUUACAUAAAUAGUUUCAACUUUGUUUUAAAUAUUUAUGCAAGAGAAUCUGGUCUUGUUUUAGUUGAAUCAAGUAUUUUCUUGUUUAGGCAAAGUCUUAGGAUUAAAUUUCAUCUAAGCUUUCUUUUAUGUGUGGAAAUUAAAAUGAAAGUUAUAGGAUGAAUAAGUAAUUUGUACUCAGCAAGUCUUGUAAAGAUCGUCUUACAACGAGAUGGAUUCUUACAAUCAACUUUUUCCUCUAACCGAUCACUUUAACGGGGUGUUUGGUAUGCACUUUUUAAUACUAAGUAAGGGAUUCAAUUACCAUUACUCCACAUAUUUGUUUGGUAUGAUAUUAGGUUAACCCAAUCCCUUCUUAAGGGUAAUAAUACCAAACACCCUUACCCUUCUUGAGUGUUUCCCUUAUAUUUUCAUACCAAACAAUAUUUAACUACAACUCAUACCCUUACGGCCUUACCCUUACUCCUCUU
Messenger RNA from Amaranthus tricolor (Joseph's coat), 4745 nucleotides. Its product is annotated as DNA-directed RNA polymerase III subunit 2-like. The transcript is spliced from 39 exons. Lineage: Eukaryota; Viridiplantae; Streptophyta; Magnoliopsida; Caryophyllales; Amaranthaceae. Gene Ontology annotation, biological process: DNA-templated transcription. Gene Ontology annotation, cellular component: RNA polymerase III complex. Bases 257 to 3709 code for a protein of 1150 amino acids. The record is from RefSeq and is a predicted model, not a curated record. Gene Ontology annotation, molecular function: ribonucleoside binding; DNA-directed RNA polymerase activity; DNA binding.